GCAAACUGCACCAUAGCCAAACUGCUGCCCAAAAGUCUCACACGAAUCAGAUCAGAAGCUAAACCCGCCGGAAAGAUCUCACCUUUCACACUCGCAUUCGCAUGGAUCACUCCAAGAACUCCGUCUUGAACCUCGCCGUCCUCUCCCUCCUCUCCUCCGCCGUCCUCUUCCUCUGCUUCCUCUCCGCAACUCGCUUCCCCCGCCCCUGCCCCACCCGGAACCCGGCCUCGGUGCAUGCUCCGACGGACGGCCUGGGGUCCAUGCUGGCCCGAGCUGCGAUGCCGGACAAGACCCUGAUCAUCGCGGUCAUGAACAGAGCGUACGCAGAACAGGGCGUGAACUCGGACAAGACCAUGCUGGGACUCUUCCUCGAGAGCUUCUGGCUCGGGGAGGGCACCCGGGGGAUGCUCGACCACGUGCUGGUGGUCGCCGUCGAUGAGGCGGCGCACCGGCGGUGCCUGUUCCAGCGGCUCCACUGCUACAGGCUCGAAACAGAGGGCGUCGAUUUCGGGGGAGAGGAGGUCUACAUGUCGGAGGGCUUCGUGAGUAUGAUGUGGAGGAGGACUCGGUUCUUGACGGAGGUCCUCCGGCGAGGGUACAGCUUCAUCUUCACGGAUGCCGACGUGAUGUGGCUGAGAAACCCGUUCACGAGGCUGAGCCGCAACCAGAGCGACGACCUCCAGAUCAGCACCGACAUUUUCAACGGCGACCCUAGGUCGGAGGAGAACCUCAUCAACACCGGGUUCUACUUCGUGAGGUCGAACAACAAGACGGUCGCGCUGUUCGAGACGUGGUACGCCCGCAAGGACAACGCCACGGGGGAGAAAGAGCAGGACGUCCUGCUGGAGCUCGCGCGGGAGGGCACGUUCGAGGAGCUCGGGCUCAAUGUGAGGUUCCUGGACACGCGCUACUUCAGCGGGUUCUGUGAGGAUAGCAAGGACAUACGGGCCGUGUGCACCGUGCACGCCAACUGCUGCCGGAGCAUAAGCGCCAAGAUCUUCGACCUCACGGCGGUCCUCCUAGACUGGAAGCUGUUCCGGCGGUCUGGGGAGGGGGAGAACGCUGUCGGUGGGGCCAACGGAACCGCAGCGCCGUAUAGAUGGUCGGGCCACGUCGGCUGUUGGAGGUCAUGGAGGGUAGGGAACAACAGCGUCCCGAUUGCAUAAAAGGAUAAAGAAGGAUCCGAUUUGCUUUGAUUUUACCCAAAAUUAAGAGGAGGAAACACAUUUCUAAUGGUGAUUAUCAUCGUUUGUGUAUAUCUAUACCAACUUUUGACCUCUCCGUGUAUGGAAAUUUGCCUGUGAGAUUCAAUCC
Rhodamnia argentea is the source of this 1314-nucleotide messenger RNA. RefSeq lists its product as uncharacterized. Lineage: Eukaryota; Viridiplantae; Streptophyta; Magnoliopsida; Myrtales; Myrtaceae. The record is from RefSeq and is a predicted model, not a curated record. Bases 102 to 1166 code for a protein of 354 amino acids. The transcript is spliced from 3 exons.